ACAUUUGUGUCAUGGACGGUAAUUUUAGCAAAGAUCCUAUGAGAUGUGUGUUGUUGUGUAACACUGGUCGGUGAUUCUGGUUCUUUGCUUUCCGUGUGCCAUUUCUUGCACUCGCAGUUUGCUCUUUGCUCUCUCUCUCUCUCUCUCUGUCUUUCGCUUUCUCUCUCCAAAUCUCCCACUUUGUUUUCUAUCAAACACACACGAUUCAUUCAACAUCGUCAACUACCCCACUUCUCUCUCUCCCUCUCCGAAUAAUCCGAAACGCCUUUUUCUGUCAAACUCCCCCCGCGAAACGUUUCGUUCCUCAUUUCCUUCUCACCUCCACCUCCUCGCCUCUUCAUCACCACUCUUAUCGCGUUUCGACUGUCACUCUGAUCUAAAAAAACGUUUCGUCCUUCAUUCUCACCUCCCCCCACUUUUCCACAACCCUGGUUCUUCAAUUCUCCCACAGAUCCCAUUUCUUCAAAAUCAAUUCCCAUCUCUCUCAUAAAUUUCCCAACUUUGAAAUUCAAUCCUUUUUUUUUCCAAGAUUUCAAAUUCAAAUUCAAGAAAACAAAAAAAACUCACACAGAUAUAUUGGUUUUCUUCUUUGUCUCAAUGAUUUGAUUGAAUCAGCAAUGGCUCGUUGGUACAACAAAGACGAAACAACAACAACAACAGAGAAAAACUUCACAUGUUUACACAAACUAGUACAAAUCCUCUCGUUCCUCGUAGUUUUCGUGGCCGGAAUCGUGAUCGGAUUGGUGACAACCUCGAACAUAAACCGCCACUUCAUCAACAACCGCCAAUCCUUCUCUUCUUCCUUCGUGCCUGUCCGCAAAUCAUGCGACAACAACAAUGUUAACGAGGAGUGUUUUUGUGGGAGCUUGAAGGGGUAUUUGAGGACCAAAAACGUGAGUCAUUCGAUGUCGGAUGAGGAGUUGCUGUGGAGAGCUUCCUUGAUGCCCAAGAAAGAGGAGUACCCUUACAAGAGAGUCCCUAAAGUGGCUUUCAUGUUCUUGACUAGAGGGCCCUUACCCAUGUUGCCUUUGUGGGAGAAGUUCUUUGAUGGACAGGAUCCAGACUUGUUCUCCGUUUAUGUCCAUGCUCCUCCCGGGUUUGACCUCAAUGUGUCUAAGGAUUCGCCUUUUUAUCAUCGGGAAAUCCCCAGCAAGAGUGUUUCAUGGGGAUCCGUGAAACUGUCUGAUGCUGAGAGGCGCCUUCUAGCCAAUGCUCUGCUUGACUUUUCAAAUGAGCGAUUUGUACUUCUUUCUGAGAGCUGCAUCCCAGUCUAUAACUUCCGAAAAGUUUACAAAUAUCUCACUGAUUCUACCUACAGUUUUGUUGAGUCAUAUGAUGACCCCUCUCGAUAUGGACGUGGCCGCUACAGCCGCCAUAUGCAUCCUCAUAUAAAGCUCUAUCAUUGGCGGAAAGGGUCCCAGUGGUUUGAAGUUAACCGUGAACUAGCUGUUUAUAUAGUUGGUGACACCCAGUACUACACCCUCUUCAGGAAAUAUUGCACGCCUGCUUGCUACCCAGAUGAACAUUACAUUCCAACUUUCCUGAACAUGUUCCAUGGUUCACAGAAUUCAAAUCGGACUGUGACUUGGGUUGACUGGUCGCUGGGAGGUCCACACCCGGCAAUGUAUGGAGAAGCUAAUAUUACCAAGGAUUUUAUCCAGUCUAUAAGGAAUAACCACACACUUUGUCAAUAUAAUUCUGAGAUGACAUCUGUUUGUUACCUCUUUGCCCGGAAGUUUGCUCCAAGUGCACUGGGGCCUUUGCUUGACCUUAGCUCAACAGUAAUGGAAUUUUGAAAAUUUUGAUUCAGCAGAGACGAGAUUCUUUUAGAAAUUUUGACAUUUUUUUUACAUUUUGUUAGGACAUUAUUCUUAGUUUGCCAAUUGUAGUACUGUUUGGCUCAUUGAUUUUUAUUCUGGUACAGAUGUACAGGUAGUUUUGUUAGAGAAAUUGGGUUCUCUACCAUUGAGAGAUUAUUGUUGCACAUAUUUUGAGAGGAGAAUUAUCAGGUCCAUUUUGGAAAGAAAGCAUUAAUUUUACAAAUUAAUGUUAGCAUUUAUUUAUUUUUUA
This is a messenger RNA of Quercus robur (English oak), 2070 nucleotides long. RefSeq names its product glycosyltransferase BC10. The transcript has 2 exons. NCBI's taxonomy places the organism in Eukaryota, Viridiplantae, Streptophyta, Magnoliopsida, Fagales, Fagaceae. Gene Ontology annotation, molecular function: glycosyltransferase activity. Gene Ontology annotation, cellular component: membrane. Bases 618 to 1796 code for a protein of 392 amino acids. The record is from RefSeq and is a predicted model, not a curated record.